GCCUUCCCUGAUUAUGUAAAUGUAAGUGUGGUAGUUUCGUGUGUUUUUCAUAUUAUUAGUUUGAUUCAAAUGUGUAGUAGGGUGGUUCAAACUCUGUUUAUGCAGGCGAAUAAUAUUUCGUUGUAUGGGAACCUUUAAUCACACCUUUCUUUUGCGAUCAAAGUUAAAUUUUUUAUGGCCUUAACACUUCCUCCUAAUCACCAAACAUUUUGCUAAGAAGUUUUAAGUGGGCUGGAUGUGCAAUUAGUUACGGGAUAGCGGUCACUAUGUGACCUUAAGCAGCCAACUUUAACGGAUUUAUUAAACUCAUGGGAUUUUAUUAAUUGCAAACCCAAAUGUAUUGAGUGUCUACUUUAUCCUAAAUUUAGUUUUAUUUUCGACCGAAAUCUAACGUCAAAUUGGUAUAUCUACUUAAAGCUACCCGUGUAGGUUAGGGUUACCUUAAUUCGUAGCCCUAACGUGAUGGAUUUGCAAAACCAACUCAGCAGCGAGCUAUGAUGACAAAAUCUACGCAACAUGCUUGGUUAGGUUGAGAGGAGCUGAUGUUUUCUUACUGUUUUCCACGCAGUAACGCAAAUACAUGUACGAGUAUAUGGAUGAACCUUCUGCUAUUCAGUUAUCAGAUUUAAAUGAAUAUAUCACUUGUAAAUUAUGUAAAGGCUAUUUGAUCGAUGCAGUUUCGAUAACUGAAUGUCUUCAUCCAUUUUGUAAAUCUUGUAUAGUGAAAUAUUCGGAAGACAAACGUGAUUGCCCUGUAUGCGGGAUUCUUAUUCAUCAAAGUCAUCCUUUAAAUUAUAUGAGUUUUGAUCGAACUCUCCAAGAUAUUGUAUAUAAAGUUGUACCAGAUUUAAGACAAAACGAGAGACAACGUCGAGAAUCGUUUUAUCGAUCUUUGGGGAAAACACCACCUCCUUCCGAGGAUUUAGGUAAAGAAAAUCAUAAUUCAGGUAGUAAAGAAAAUGGCACUGGUGGUAAUUUACCAACUGAUUCGGAUGGAUUAGCUGCGAAUUAUGAUCCUGAUUAUCAUCGUAAAGACGAACAAGUCAAUAUAAAACUUGAACCAGGCUCUGAUAAUCUUGAACCAUUGGCAGAUAAGUAUUUACGACUUUCGUCAAGAGCUACAGUGACUCAUUUGAGAAAGUAUGUUGCACAACAAGUCCUCCAUGAUAUAUCUAAAUUUCAUGAAAUUGACAUCUUUAUCCUGAAUAAUGAAGAUGGCACAUUUCUCGGUCGUGAUCAUGUAUUGAAAUUUGUUCGUGUUGUUUACUGGAAUGAAGUUGAACCAAUGCCACUCCAGUAUCGUUACAGCAGAAUUAUUUACUAGGAUUCAAUCCAUUGUAUUUAAAAUCACACCUGGUUCUCACGACUCCGUCCCUCCCUCCCUCCACCACAUUACCUACUUCUUUCUGAUUUGUUUUUUUGUUUUUGUCUUGUUUUAUUUUUAUUUAUUUUUUAUUACAUUAUCUAUUGUGAACAACAGUGUAAAGUGAACUAUUGUUUUAAUGCUUAAAAAAACAACACAGUCAACUUAUUUUGGCAUUCACGCAAAAAAAAGACACAAGUGUUUAGACCGUAAAUGAUAUAAUUUAUUGUUUUGUUUUUCUUCUUAUUUCUGUAUAUACAUCAUGUAUAUUAUUAUGGAUGUGUACCUUACUGAGACUAAUAAAACUGUUGCUUAGAUUAUGACUGCUUCUUUUUUGUGUCAUUAGUUUGUCUUUUCUAUGGACUUGUGUGUUUCACUACUGAUUCUCAUUGCCAUUUAUUAUUUUAGUCUUUUAUAAUAGUAGUAAUAAUAAUAACCCAUGAUUAAUAUGUCCUGGAUUGGAAGAUCAACUUAAGUAGUAAGAUUAUCGUCAAAAGCGACGUCAUCAACCAAUCGGCAAAAAAAGGAUGGAUUGAUUUAGAUUGUGAGACAGACAUGCUUGAAUGUGUUGUUUGGAUAGGUGAAUGUAGACAGCAGUGUCAUGUGGUGCUAUUGGUUAUUUACGAAAUACACAUUUUAAGUAAGGUAGGACAUCAUGGUUUCCUUUAGACAUCCAAAAUACUCAGGAACAAAAACUAUUUGCACAAUAAUACAAUCCUACUGUUUGAUAUGAAUAAUUAAAAACUACUAUUGGUCAUUUGAAUCCGGUACGACGGAUAGGUUAAACGAUCUGAUAUGGCGCUGGAAAUAUUCUUCAGUGUAUUAUACACAUUAUUUCAACUAGUGUAGUUAGUAGUUUAAAUACGAA
Molecule: messenger RNA, 2231 nt
Organism: Trichobilharzia szidati
Lineage: Eukaryota; Metazoa; Platyhelminthes; Trematoda; Strigeidida; Schistosomatidae
Source: the annotation of a GenBank genome assembly